AUGUUCACAGGAAUCGUCGAAUGCAUGGGCAAGGUUGUCGAGUUUGCUCCGCUGGACACCAGCGAGUCGGGCGGCAACGGAUCGUCGCUGACGAUUUCGGGAGCAGAGCAGGUCCUUUCGGACUGCCAUCUGGGUGACAGCAUCGCCAUCAACGGCACCUGCCUGACCGUAACAGAGUUUACCAAGGACACGUUCAAAGUUGGCUGUGCGCCUGAGACGCUAAGCCGCACCAACCUGGGCCAGCUCCAGCCUGGCAGCCUCGUCAACCUGGAGCGCGCACUUGCGGCAGGUCACCGCUUCGGUGGACACUUUGUGCAGGGCCACGUCGAUACCACCGCCGAGAUAAUCUCGGCCACACCCGAUGGUAACUCGAUUUGGUUCAAGUUCCGCGUGGGCGACAAGAAGCUGAUGCCGUACAUUAUUCCCAAGGGAUUCAUCGCCAUUGAUGGCACGUCGCUGACUGUCUGCGAUGUGAACGAUGACGAGGCGUGGUUCACUAUCAUGCUGAUUGCGUACAGCCAGUCGCAUGUUAUCAUGCCGACCAAGAAGCCAGGCGAUCUGGUCAAUAUCGAGGUCGACAUGCUGGGCAAGUAUGUCGAGAAG
Molecule: messenger RNA, 603 nt
Organism: Linderina pennispora
Lineage: Eukaryota; Fungi; Kickxellomycota; Kickxellomycetes; Kickxellales; Kickxellaceae
Product: alpha subunit of riboflavin synthase
Exons: 1
Biological process (GO): riboflavin biosynthetic process
Molecular function (GO): riboflavin synthase activity
Source: RefSeq, a predicted model, not a curated record